AUGGAUUGGCUGGGGUAUCAAUGGCACCAGAUCAGAGAGCAGGAGCAUGCUGGUCCAUUCGUGACGGCAGUCGUCGUCGUCCUGCUCACAUACAUGCUCUACAAUGUUAUGUACGCCACGGACAUCCCUCAUAUCAAAGGCAUGCCUGAAGUCCCCGGCGCGGUUCCAAUUUUCGGUCAUCUUCUCAAACUGGGCGAGGACCACGCGACGACCUGUGAGAAAUGGUGGCGCCAGUACAACCACUCCGUCUUUCAGAUCAGACUCGGAAAUACGCGAGCUGUCGUCGUGAACUCCUUCGAAGACUGCAAGAAGAUGCUCCUGGGCAACCAGAACGCAGUCAUUGACCGGCCCAAGCUCUACACGUUCCACGGCGUCAUCAGCAGCACCCAAGGAUUCACCAUUGGUUCCUCGCCCUGGGAUGAGUCGUGCAAAAAGAAGCGCAAGGCUGCUGGGACCGCGCUGGGCCGCCCUGCUUUGAGAAAUUACUACCCCAUGUUCGACCUCGAGAGCUACUGCAUCCUGCGCGACAUGAACAAGGACAGCCAGAACGGCCAGGUCGAGGUGGAUGUUCGUCCCUACAUCCAGCGAUACGCGCUCAACACCACCUUGACCCUCUGCUACGGAAUCCGGAUGGACGCCGUCUACGACGAGCUCCUCCGCGAGAUUCUUCAUGUGGGAUCGGCCAUCUCCCUAUUACGCAGCGCCUCCGAGAACCUCCAGGACUAUAUUCCUGCGCUUCGGUACCUCCCCAACAACGAGAAGAACGCCCGUUCAAAAGAACUCCGCACACGCCGCGAUACCUACCUGGACCUCCUAUUGAACAAAGUCCGCGAGAUGAUCAAGAACGGCACGGACAAGCCCUGCAUCUCUGCCGCCAUCCUCAAAGAUCAAGAAAGAAAACUCAGUGGCGUCGAAGUCUCUUCCAUCUGUCUAUCGCUAGUCUCCGGAGGGUUCGAGACUAUUCCCGGUACCCUCACUUCGUGCAUUGGAUCCCUCGCGACCGAGGAAGGACAGGCAUGGCAGGAUCGCGCCUACGAGGACAUCAAGCGCCACUACCCCGAUGUUCGCGACGCUUGGUCAUCCUGCUUCAAGGAGGAAACCAUUCCCUACAUCAAUGCGAUCGUCAAAGAGGCCGGCCGUUACUAUACCGUCAGCGCGAUGAGCCUGCCCCGGAAAACCGUCACCGAGGUCAAUUGGAACGGGGCGAUGAUUCCCCCAAAGACGAUGAUUCUGAUCAAUGCUCAGGCUGGAAACCACGACACCGACCACUUCGGCCCCAACGGUAGCAAAUUCAACCCCGAGCGCUGGCUCAAGACCCUAAACCCACCCACCGAAGACGACAUCACCGGCCUCCCCCAUCUCAGUUUCGGGACUGGCUCGCGAGCCUGCUCCGGACAAUUCAUUGCAUCCCGCCUGUUAUAUUCAGCGCUGGUGCGGAUUCUGUCAUCGUACAAGGUCGUUGCGAGCAAGGACUGCCCGCCGAAUACCGACUAUGUUGACUAUAACCAGUUCAAGACGGCGUUGGUGGCGAUUCCGAGAGAGUUUAAGUCCAUUACUAUCGUCAGUAUGUCUUCGCUUAUUAGCGGCAGCUUGUUCGAUGUCAAGGGAUCCGUGGCAGUUGUAACAGGAGGCAGUAGUGGCAUAGGAUACAUGAUUGCGAAGGGACUUGUGGUAAAUGGCGCCAAAGUGUACCUUGUAGCCUUACCAAGCGAGCCUAUCGAGCAGAAGGUCGCGGAGUUGAUCGAACUUGCGAAGGAGGCUGGGGGAUCUGCCCAUGGAGUUCCAUGCGACCUCUCAUCCAAAGAAGCAAUUCAAUCCCUCGCCACCACACUCAGUCAACAAGAAACCCACAUCGACAUCCUAAUCUCCAACGCCGGAAUCCGACGAGACCCUCCCCUACAAUGCAACGUGCUCACAGCAUCCCUCCCAGACCUCCAAGCAUCAAUGUGGUCCUCCCACCACAAAGACUGGACCGACACAUUCACCAUCAACACCACAGCGCAUUACUUCCUCUCCGUGGCAUUUCUCCCGCUCCUCGAGGCUGCCUCAUGCCGUGAACUCCCCGAUGGCCAGAUCGGCCGGGACGACGGACGGGGCGUGAUCGUGAUAACCAGUUCCUGCGCAAGCAUGCAUAAUGUGACGAAUGUGGAUUUGACCAGUUAUGCGACCAGCAAGGCCGCAACGGACCAUUUGGUGAGAUUGCUCGCGGCGAAGUUUAGUCAGUUUUAUGUGAGAGUUGUCGGGAUCAAUCCUGGAUUUGUCCCAAGUAACAUGAACCCUGUCGGGGAAGAAGGGAAUCUUUUCAGUGCGCUGUUUGAUAAGGUCCCUGCGAAGCGGGCGGGGAAUGAGGAUGAUAUGGCAGGGACGAUCUUGUACCUUGUCAGUCGUGCAGGAUCGUACGUGAAUGGAACGUCACUUUGUGUUGAUGGGGGCCGGAUUCUGCUGGCGAAUGGGCAGGAAUAG
Aspergillus affinis is the source of this 2463-nucleotide messenger RNA. RefSeq lists its product as uncharacterized. The transcript is spliced from 8 exons. The coding region runs from base 1 to 2463 and encodes 820 amino acids. Gene Ontology annotation, molecular function: heme binding; monooxygenase activity; oxidoreductase activity, acting on paired donors, with incorporation or reduction of molecular oxygen. The record is from RefSeq and is a predicted model, not a curated record. NCBI's taxonomy places the organism in Eukaryota, Fungi, Ascomycota, Eurotiomycetes, Eurotiales, Aspergillaceae.